CCAAAUCAGAGGGUAAUUAAACUAUAAUUAGAAAAUGGGAAGGUCUCCUUGCUGUGAGGAAAAUGGUCUAAAGAAAGGACCUUGGACUCCUGAAGAAGAUCAAAAACUCACCAAUUAUAUCAAUAAACAUGGCCAUGGCAGCUGGAGAGCCCUCCCUAAACUUGCAGGUCUUAAUAGAUGUGGAAAGAGUUGCAGAUUGCGUUGGACUAAUUAUCUUAGGCCUGAUAUUAAAAGAGGCAAGUUUUCUCAAGAAGAGGAACAAACAAUUCUCAAUCUCCAUGCUGUCCUUGGCAACAAGUGGUCUGCAAUUGCAACUCAUCUACCAGGGCGAACUGAUAAUGAAAUCAAGAACUUCUGGAAUACUCAUUUGAAGAAGAAGUUAAUUCAGAUGGGGUAUGAUCCAAUGACUCACAGACCUCGAACUGAUAUUUUUAACAGCUUACAACAUCUUAUAGCUUUGGCAAAUUUGAAGGAGUUGAUGGAACAUCAGUACUUGCAAAAUCUCCUCCAAACUCACAAUAACAUCAGUUUCAGUACUUCUAUCCAAGAUAUUGAAGCUUACAAUCUUUUAAAUUCACUUUCUUCAUUGAAAGAUAGCCAAUUCUUAGGCACUAACAACCAUAUGGAAAAUCACUUAAUUUCCUCACCUAAUUCAAGUCUUCAAGCUAUUCAAGAUUUAAUCCCUUUUUCACAUUUGCCUGAAUUACAAACCUCUUGUAGUUUCCAAAAUUCAAUAAACAAAGAUAAGGUUCGGCCUCAAAACACUGACUUUACUGUUUUGAGCAAUGGAGAAACAUUAUCACCUACUUCUCCAUGGAUUCCUUCUGCUCUAUCUCCUUCUCCUCCUCGUCCUUCGCUAACAAAUGAUCAGAGAAGAAAAGAAAAUUCAUCAGAAAUGGUGGUCUCAUCUUGCUUACUGGAAGAGAGGAAGCUUCCGGACCAUCUUUUUCAACCAGAUAGCGAGCGAGCACUCAGCAAUGAAGGAGCUCCACCUUCUAUCUGGCCUGACCUUCUCCUUGAAGACUCUUUUUUCCAAGAUAUUCCAAAGUUUUAAAAUAGUAGUACCUGGAAUAACCAGUGCCAGUUACUUGACUGUUGGAGGAGAAACCACUGUUAGAAAUGUUCACAUAGAAGCUCCUCUUUCAUCUGCAGGUAUAGUAUAUGGUAUAAAUUGCUUGGAGUUUUAAUUUUCACAAACUUUUUUUCCAUUUUUUGUACUUUACUAGUUUGCCUUGCUAAAGUUUUAAAAUAGUAGUACCUGGAAUAACCAGUGCCAGUUACUUGACUGUUGGAGGAGAAACCACUGUUAGAAAUGUUUACAUAGAAGCUCCUCUUUCAUCUGCAGGUAUAGUAUAUGGUAUAAAUUGCUUGGAGUUUUAAUUUUCACAAACUUUUUUUC
Nicotiana tabacum (common tobacco) is the source of this 1399-nucleotide messenger RNA. RefSeq names its product transcription factor MYB92-like. The record is from RefSeq and is a predicted model, not a curated record. NCBI's taxonomy places the organism in Eukaryota, Viridiplantae, Streptophyta, Magnoliopsida, Solanales, Solanaceae.